Messenger RNA from Brenthis ino (lesser marbled fritillary), 1062 nucleotides. The record is from the annotation of a GenBank genome assembly. NCBI's taxonomy places the organism in Eukaryota, Metazoa, Arthropoda, Insecta, Lepidoptera, Nymphalidae.
AUGUGGACGAAGUCUUCAAACAUAAUGCUUGGUACUUUCAAAAUUACUAUUCGUAAAUAUUGUAAGAAUAUUAAGUUUACCCAUGCUAGCACUGUGGAAUUGGAAUCAACACGACAUAGAAAAAAACCCCCAGGUGGGAGUCGUUAUUUGAAGGAUAUAAAACAACUUUAUCUCUUUAACUCAUGGGACAAUGUUCAAUGGGAUGCUGAACAGGAAAAAGCAGCAGCAGAAAAAGUGGAACUUAAUUCUCUAGUAACCUUUACUGAAGAACACUUGAAAGAUCUAGAGCUAAAUGCUGAUAAACAUUGGGAUGCUUUCUAUGAUAUACAUCAAAAUAGAUUCUUUAAAGAUAGACAUUGGUUAUUCACUGAAUUUCCUGAAUUAGCUCCGGACAACACCUCAGCCCCAGUCCGAGUUUUUCCAAGUAGUGAAAGUAAUCAUGGAAACAAUGAAGAAUCAAUUAAAACUGUUGACUUCAACAAUAAACGUUACAUUUUUGAAAUAGGAUGUGGUGUUGGUAACACAAUUUUUCCUAUUCUACAAUACAGUCAAGACCCAAACUUAUUUAUCUAUGGUUGUGAUUUUUCAUCUAAAGCUAUAGAUAUUAUGAAACAGAACGAACUGUAUGACACUAAAAGGUGUGAAGUUUUUGUUUUGGAUGCAACUUCAAGUGCUUGGAAUGUACCAUUUGCAGAAAAUUCACUGGAUAUAAUUGUUUUGAUUUUUGUGUUAUCUGCAAUUGAUCCAUCAAAGAUGCAGAUCGUCAUCAGCCACAUAUAUAAAUAUUUGAAACCAGGAGGUCUAGUGGUUUUUAGAGACUAUGGCAAAUAUGACUUGGCUCAACUAAGGUUUAAGAAAGGCCGAUGCAUUUCGAACAAUUUUUAUGCUCGAGGUGACAACACAAUGGUGUAUUUCUUCACACAACAAGAAAUUUCUAAUCUUUUUAAGAGUGUGGGUUUUGUAGAAGAACAAAACUUAGUAGAUAGACGACUGCAAGUAAACAGAGGCAAAAUGUUAACAAUGUACAGGGUUUGGAUUCAGGCUAAAUAUAGAAAACCUUUA